Scophthalmus maximus (turbot) is the source of this 1974-nucleotide messenger RNA. It is a transcript of the gene slc75a1, whose product is annotated as major facilitator superfamily domain containing 10. The transcript is spliced from 13 exons. Gene Ontology annotation, biological process: transmembrane transport. The record is from RefSeq and is a predicted model, not a curated record. Bases 180 to 1541 code for a protein of 453 amino acids. Gene Ontology annotation, molecular function: transmembrane transporter activity. NCBI's taxonomy places the organism in Eukaryota, Metazoa, Chordata, Actinopteri, Pleuronectiformes, Scophthalmidae. Gene Ontology annotation, cellular component: brush border membrane.
AACGACGCUUCUUGUCAUCCACGUGAAAGAGGACACCGCUUCCUGGUGUGGACUCAUAAUAAUGGACUGAUGAGAGGCAGAGGGGGCAGAGCAGCGCGAGUCGAUGUGAUCCGUCGAUCUGUUUGAAGAGUCUGCGGAAAUACAAACUGAACGUCGCGAGAGAACAUUCAGUUGGUGGAAUGUCGGACGUAAACAAACCUGAAGACGAUGGCAGCUCGUUCUCCUCAAAGGUCCUCAACGUGGUGUUCGUCAUCCUGCUGCUGGACCUGCUGGGGUUCACACUGAUUCUACCUCUACUGCCUGCCAUUUUGGACCAUUAUGCACAAACAGGGGAUGCUGCGUAUCAGUCUCUGCAGAGUGUUGUGGACUGGUUCAGGGAGGCUGUUGGGAUUCCUUUGGAAAAGAAAUACAACAGUGUCCUGUUUGGAGGGUUGAUCGGCUCUUUGUUUUCGCUGCUGCAGUUUCUGUCGUCACCUAUAACCGGUGCUCUGUCAGACCACCAUGGCAGACGACCCCUGCUCAUUCUUACCACAUUAGGGCUGAUGUCCUCCUAUGCGGUGUGGGCCGUUUCCCGGAGCUUCAGCAUGUUCCUUUUGUUUCGGGUAAUUGGGGGCAUUUGUAAGGGCAACGUCAGCCUCUGCACUGCCAUCGUGGCCGACUUGCCUUGCCCAAAAGCGCGAAACCGAGGAAUGGCCAUGAUUGGCAUCGCCUUCUCCUUGGGCUUCACCGUGGGGCCUUUGAUGGGCGCCUACUUUGCCCUCAGCUCCAGGACAACGGGAAACGUCUUCUACCACGCUCCGGCGCACCUCGCCUUGGCCUUCAGUGUCGCUGAUUUGCUCUUCAUCUGGCUAAUGCUGCCAGAGACGCUCACGAAGGAUGUCAAGGCUUCGUCCUCAGGGUUGGAGGACUCCAGGAACCUCCUGAACCCGGUAUCUUUGUUCCAUUUUUCAGCUGUUACCAGGACAAAAGAUCCCCCUUCAAAAGAACGAAUGCAGAAGCUUCAAGUGUUGGGCCUUGUUUAUUUCUGCUACCUCUUCCUGUUCUCUGGUCUGGAGUUCACGCUGAGUUUUCUGACUCACCAGCGCUUCCACUUCACAAGUAUGCAGCAGGGGAAGAUGUUCUUCUUCAUUGGUGUCAUCAUGGCUUCGAUCCAGGGGGGAUACGCUCGCAGAAUUAAACCCGGGCACCAUAUCAAGGCUGUUCGUAUGGCGAUCGUAACAUUAAUCCCAGCAUUUAUUCUCAUUGGUUUAUCGUGGAAUACAACGAUGCUUUACAUCGGCUUGGCGUUGUACUCCUUUGCGGCUGCAAUAGUAGUUCCGUGCUUGUCCACACUUGUUUCUGACCACGGCUCGGCCAGUCAGAAAGGCACAGUGAUGGGGAUCCUGCGUAGUUUGGGCGCCUUGGCCAGAGCACUGGGACCAGUUGUAUCAUCUUCUGUUUACUGGAUAGCUGGAGCACAGACCUGUUUUCUCCUCACAUCAGCCUCCUUCGUUAUUCCCCUCGCUCUCUUGAGGACAGCUGGGAGGCAAAAGGAGGAGUGAGCAGCACAAAGACUUGAACAGACUGAUUGCAGAGGCGUUCCGAUAUUUUGCUGGCUCAAUGAAUGUAAUGAUGUGUACGUUUGCACGUGCAACAAUCAUGAGGAGAUGUGCAGUAUAUUUUUCUACGCUGCUUGCCAGGGAUCAUGAUAUGAAAUACAAUAUUGCGAGUAGAUUGAUGCACACAUGAUGUACAAAGUGGUACUGAUGCAAGGGACAUAAAUGGACAUAAUGCCUUGUACUCUAUGUGCUCAUGUAGACCUGUGCAUAUUAUGGACUGCACGAGCAAGGGUGGGUUAGAACUUUCAUUUGUCGAACAUAUUCUUUUUUUUAAGAUUGUACAAAAGGGUUCUCAGAACAUGUAUUUAAUUACAACUUUGAUGUACUUUACUUUAGUAUUUCCAUUUUAUAUAUAUAUAAAAAAUACUCCACUACA